GUUACCCAUAAACCACCACUAUCUGUAUCCAUUUAAAUUCGAAUUUAUUGAGAUCACAGCUGGAAUCAUGAUGAAAGGCUGGAAUAGUUAUAAAGCAACAAUUAUUAUUCAGCCGUCAAUAGAAGCUGUAACCUCGAUCGGGGGCUUAUUGGGCCCAUUCUCCAUAUUCUCGUAAAUGUUCUACAUCCAACCCCCGCGAGGGGUUCUCGCCUUCAACACACUGACGUCCUGUAUUGACACACGGAUCGACUACCUCGAACUUGUUUACGAGAACAAAGUUGACAGUUUUGAUGGCAAUAUAGAAUAUCUAUUCGAGGGUUCAAAAUAUGACAGAACUGGCCACUUCACUUUGAGACUACUGUGCUCCACGUCCAACGACUUGUGGGCGUAUUGGGUGACAAGGGAAACUACUUUGCUCGAAUACAGGCUGACCCAUGUCUCCCAGAGACAAAUACACCGCAUGUUUAAAAAUAUCCAAAACUCUGUAGAGUCGACAAUGGAGUACGACCCACUUCACGCAGCGCUGCACAAAAUUAGCACAUUCUUUUUGCAAAGAGAUAUAUUUUUUCAUAUAAUUGCCAAAAGUCAUUCCAUUUACUGCGAAGACUACAGCGUAAAACUUAAAUUUCAGAUAGUACCAGAUUUGAUAAAGAAAAGGCUUGUCGAUCUUCAAGAGGGCGUUGCAAUAAUAUUUUGUUCAAGAUGGAAAGAGCUCAUCAAAUCUUUAUUCAAGUCUCUCCUAUCGAGAGAUAAAGUUAAUCUGGAGAAAGGAUGCCUGACAAACAUGAUAAAGUCGGAUCCUCGUUUGAACUUUAUCCACCAAAGAAUAGAGCUGCGAUUGAUGAAAGGGGGGCAGAUCGGAAAAAGUAGAAUAACCGUCAAUAAUAUAGAUUCGGAAGUUUAUGAUUUUCCGCUGUGUAUGAGCCAUUUACACUUCACACUACGACGGCUUCACAGACUCAGUCACAAUGCUCGUUUCUACUAUAGCCUCUUUUUGAAAGACAGUGGUAUGACUGUCGACGAAUCUCUAGUAUUCUGGAGACUUGAAUACUCGCAGCCUCACACAUGUACUUGCUCAUGUUCUCACAACUGGAAAUCUGAUACUCGUAGAUUCACUUAUAGUAUCAGGCAUUUGUAUGGGCUCGAAGGUUCUCGCAAAAAUUACAACACUCCAAAUUGCAGUGUCAUUUGUAACAAUACAAGUGGGCCAAGAUACGAGGGCGGUUGUCCUUUCAAAAGCUUUGACAGAGACAAGUUGAAAGAGCUACUGAAACGUGUUAUGAAGCAAAGUAACACGGACUCAUAUCUGGAUACUUUUUCGAAACAGAAACCGGAAGUUGCUUGCGCAUCUUUCUUAAAAUUACAACGCAUGAAAAACAUUGACAACACAUUUAUUAACAGUCCGGUACAGUAUUAUCAGCUAAUGAAAGAAUACGAUUGA
Diprion similis is the source of this 1441-nucleotide messenger RNA. RefSeq names its product DNA primase large subunit-like. The transcript has 4 exons. Gene Ontology annotation, cellular component: alpha DNA polymerase:primase complex. The record is from RefSeq and is a predicted model, not a curated record. NCBI's taxonomy places the organism in Eukaryota, Metazoa, Arthropoda, Insecta, Hymenoptera, Diprionidae. The coding region runs from base 176 to 1441 and encodes 421 amino acids. Gene Ontology annotation, biological process: DNA replication, synthesis of primer.